CAUCGCGACCUAUUUGGGUAAUCAGGUUCAUUUCUAUCCUAUAAUCGGAACACCACGAAAUAUUUGGGUAAUCAGGUGCACUUUUACCGUACAAAGGUCACCCGGAAGUGAGCGCACGCUGCCAAGUCGUCGAUUCUGCUGCAAUCGAGAAUAUUUUAAGUAAAUUAAGAUAAAUCAAGAUCUAUAGGAAACCAUGGGAGACCAGCAGCAAUUGGAAGAGCUGUUGCCAUUCCUUUCACCGUCUUCACGCCCCGAUGUCCGAGCCACAGCAGUACAGUACCUCUUGGGCGUCACCGCAUCCAAAAACAGUGCCGAAUUCUUCCUCAAGAACAAAGUCUUCAUCGAAAAGAUCCUAUCCUUAACAGAAGACACUCAAGAAAGCAUUGCAAAAGACUCUUACCUGUGUCUUAUCAAUCUUACCGGUGACGGAAGGUUUUGUAAAGUAUUGUUGGAAGAUUACGAUCCUGUUCCAAAGUUUGUUCAAACAGUGGUUGACCCAGAAAGCGAGUUUUCAGACAGCGCAUGUAUGAUUCUGUCUAACGUUACAAGAGAGGAAUCAGGAGCAGAAAGAGUGUUGGACAGUCUGGUGAAGGGAGACGUGGGAUUGGCUAAAGUCGUGGAGGUUUUCUGUCAGGAAGGCUACAACAAGAAGGAGAAACAACUGCACUACAUCGGACCCAUGUUGUCUAACCUUACACAGCUGAGUGAGGCCCGACAGUUUGUCCUGGACCAUGACCGAUGUGUGAUCCAGAGACUCCUGCCCUUCACACAGUACCAGGGUUCAGUCAUCAGGAGAGGGGGUAUUGUGGGAGCUCUGAAGAACUGCUGCUUCGAGACAGUGCAUCAUGAGUGGCUGCUGAGUGAUGACGUGGACAUCCUGCCCUUCCUGAUGCUCCCCCUAGCAGGUCCCGAGGAAUUUGCAGAGGAUGAGAUGGAGAAGCUUCCUGAUGAACUGCAGUACCUCGGGGAGGACAAGCAGAGGGAGGAAGAGCCAAACAUCAGGCAGAUGUUACUGGAGACUUUACUACAGCUGUGUGCUACUAAACAUGGCAGAAAGACGCUGCGUGACAAACAUGUGUACUAUAUCCUCCGGGAACUGGACAAUUGGGAGACACAACCUGCACUCAAGGAGGCAGCACAGAAUGUUAUACACGUUUUGAUCUCUGAUGAACCUGAAGAUGUGGACAACCUGAAUGAGGUGCAGAUUCCAGUGGGGGUACAGAAGCAGCUGGAACAGCCACAGGGGGAGGAGCAGCAGUAGAGGGAACAACCUCUCUGUCCUUGGAAAGGAAACAAUAAUGAGAAACGUGACGAUUUCAGACAGACUAAUUAUUUGUCUGAAUCAUGGAUGACUGCUCAGCUAUGAAAAUCAUUUUUGAACAGACUAUUUAAAUACUGAAAUGUGAUUGGUUUAACAGUUAGCGGCCCUUCUGCGUACAAAAAAUUAUAUCUUUAUUGAUAUCUAUAUCCAACCAAGGACACUGAUAUUUCACAUCAUAAUAUUGUACUAAGGCAAUGAAAAAUUACACGUAUCAGCAAUUCUUGAUAUCAUUAUAACAAUGAUAAUUUGCUUAUAUAGUAAUAAAUCCUUAGUAUGAUCACAACAUGGUUCUUGACAUAAAUGACAUUUGCUUCAAAGUUUGUGUUGCGUAUCAAAUGUUAU
Molecule: messenger RNA, 1663 nt
Organism: Branchiostoma belcheri (Belcher's lancelet)
Lineage: Eukaryota; Metazoa; Chordata; Leptocardii; Amphioxiformes; Branchiostomatidae
Product: protein HGH1 homolog
Exons: 6
Coding region: 194-1261 (355 amino acids)
Source: RefSeq, a predicted model, not a curated record